This is a messenger RNA of Penicillium oxalicum, 1872 nucleotides long. RefSeq names its product ferric reductase family protein. The record is from RefSeq and is a predicted model, not a curated record. Gene Ontology annotation, biological process: iron ion transport; intracellular iron ion homeostasis; copper ion import. The coding region runs from base 1 to 1872 and encodes 623 amino acids. Lineage: Eukaryota; Fungi; Ascomycota; Eurotiomycetes; Eurotiales; Aspergillaceae. Gene Ontology annotation, molecular function: ferric-chelate reductase activity. Gene Ontology annotation, cellular component: plasma membrane. The transcript has a single exon.
AUGGCAACUGUUGCCCCACAACUCGUGCCCAGGGGCUAUGGGGGCAAUGACACGUACAUUUAUGAGUAUUCCAGAGGCUUAGGGGGUGUCCAAGUGCCUCGUGAUAUUCUAUUCAUUCGCAUCGUCUACUCCUCGGCAGCUAUUCUCGCCUUCAUCGUCUUCUCCGGUCGGAUCGCGCAACUUGUUCACGCCUAUCUGCGCCAAAUCUCAUCCUUUGCAUCGACGGGAUCACAGCAAGCCUUCUGGCGCGAGGAGACGUCAACUUUAUGGAACAACGUGAAGAAACACAUCCUUUAUGCCCCCAUCGGAAGAAAGAGACAUAACCGGGAGAUUCAGUUGUCACGAGCGAUCGGAGUGGGCACGUUGCCUUCUCGGUUCCAAUUUGUUCUGGUCACAUUAUACUUUGCCAGUCAAGUGGUCUACUGCUGCUACCUGGACUAUGCUGUCAACACGAAAGCUGCGCUGCUUGCGGAACUGCGUGGCCGCUCAGGGACGCUGGCCGUCUUGAAUAUGGUGCCCUUGUUUUUGCUUGCGGCUCGAAACAACCCUUUGAUCGCCAUUCUGCAUAUCAGUUUCGAUACCUACAACCUGCUUCACAGAUGGCUUGGUCGGAUUGUCAUGAUUGAGUCGAUUGUGCACACGGUCGCCUGGGCAAUUAACGCCGUCCACGAAAAGGAUAUGGAGGACAUGUUCUUCCGAUUGCGAAGCACCCCUUUCUUCACCUGGGGACUCGUGGCGACCGUGUCCAUGGUCUUUCUCUCCAUCCAAUCUCUCUCACCCAUCCGCCAUGCAUUUUACGAGACUUUCUUGCAUUUGCAUCAACUCGCGGCCCUGCUCGCCUUUCUGGGUGUCUGGUUCCACCUCCAGCUGGACAGCCUGCCCCAGCGCAGCUGGGGCACUGUGAUCGCGGUCAUUUGGCUUCUCGAGCGAAGUGUUCGUCUUGGACGCCUGGCCUAUCUCAACAUUUCCACCAAGCACGGAUCCACCCAGAUGACCGUCCAGGCCCUCCCAGGAGAAGCAUGCCGGGUCACCUUCCACUUGCCCAAAAAUGUCAAGAUCCACCCCGGCUGUCACGUCUUUGCGUACAUCCCGUGCGUCUCGUGGUGGAUGUCCCACCCAUUCUCCAUCGCUUGGGCAGAGGCCGUCAGUCCCACCCCCAAUUCUCCUCGCUACCACGAUGCGAAGUCCGUCAGCUCCACCCCAAGCACAUGCGACCUCGAGAAGCAGUCGGACGACCUGAAUCAGUACUUUGAGCCCAGUCAUCGCCCCACUGAAGUGUCCCUCAUCGUCGGGGCCCGCGAGGGCAUGACUCGACGAUUGUAUAAUCUGGCCCGCAGCAAACCCAAUGGAACCCUCCGGGCAUCGGGGUACAUCGAGGGGCCCUACGGCUCUCAUCCGGUCAACUUUUCCAGCUACGGAACAGCUGUGCUGUUCUCCGCCGGUGCAGGAAUUACCCACCACCUCCUCUUCACGCGGGACUUGAUCGAACGGGCCGCUACAUCCCGCGGUGCCACCCGUCGCGUGUAUCUCAUCUGGUCAGUGCGAUCGACCGAGCAUCUCAGCUGGAUUAGCAAGUGGAUGGAUCAGAUUCUCCGACUGCCGGGCCGUCGGGAAGUCUUGAUCGUCAAAGUGUUUGUGUCGAAACCAAAACGUGCAGCGGAUAUCGUCUCUCCAUCUGCUACGGUCCAGAUGCACUCGGGCCGGUGUCGACCGGAUGUGAUUCUUAACGAGCUGAUGCCCAAAAGUGUUGGAGCGACGAUUGUGUCUGUGUGUGGACCUGGUGCCUUUGCAGACGAGGUGCGAUCGGCUGCCCGGGCCAACAUUGGCAAGGGUGCUGUAGUGGACUUUGCUGAGGAAGCUUUCACCUGGUAG